AUGUCACAGGUAGAUUUUGAUAAGGAAAAAGAUGAUAUUUCAUCAAAUCAAAGAUUUGUUGAAGAUACAUCAUCUUCCGAAUAUGAUAUGACUGAUUUAGAUGGUAAUGAUGCCAUCUUACAUCAAAAGAUUAAAUUGAUUAAUGAUGCGAUUGAUGAAAUCGGGUGGACUCCAUACCAUCUCAAAUUAUUUUUCCUUAAUGGUAUGGGAUAUUGGACUGAUAAUCAAUUAAAUUUCUUGGAAUCGUCAGUUCGUACAUUUAUAAACUAUCAAUUUGGUUACAAAUUUCCUGUCUCAAAUUUAUGUUAUGCCGGGGGAAUGAUUUUAGGAGCAAUUGUGUUUGGAUGUGGAUCAGAUUUAAUAGGAAGAAAAUUAGCAUUCAAUAUAUCAUUAUUACUUAGUGCUAUAUUUACUAUAAUAACUGGUAUGAUGGGGAAUAUGGCAUCAUUUUGUUUAUUUGUUUUAUUAAGUUCAUUUGCAGCAGGUGGUAAUUUAGUUUUAGAUACUUGUGUGUUUUUAGAAUUUCUUCCUCAUAAAAAUAAUUGGGUUGUUACUUUAAUGGCAUUAUUUUGGGGUGUUGGUCAAACUGUUGCUGUAGCAUUAGCUUAUGCAUAUUUGCCAAAUAAUUCAUGUUCUGGAUAUGAUAAUUGUCCAAGUUCUUCAAAUCAUGGUUGGAGAUAUGUUUAUUAUACAAAUGGAUGUAUGGUUUUAAUUAUGGCUAUUUUAAGAGUAACUGUAAUUAGAUUGAAAGAGACACCAAAAUUUUUAGUUUCAAAUGGUAGAGAUAUUGAAGCGGUUGAAAAUUUGCAAAGUAUUGCAAGAAAAUAUAAUAGACCAUGUUCAUUAACUGCUGAUGAUUUAAUUGCUUGUGGUACAAUUACUUCAAAUGAAGAUUAUAGAAAAAAUUUUGAUUUAAAAGGAACUUUUAGAUUAAUUGGUAAACAUAUAAAAGUUUUAUUUGCAUCGAGAAAAUCAACAAGAUCAAUGAUUUUAUUAUUGUUUUCAUGGGCUUGUUUAGGUAUCACUUAUCCAUUAUAUUCAGCUUUCCUUCCAGAAUAUUUAGCUACAAGAGGAGCUAAUAUUUCUGCACCAGAUGUUCAUGGUGUUUAUAGAGAUAAUUUGAUUUCAAAUUCAUGUUCAACUGCUGGUCCUAUAAUUGCUGCUUUAAUGAUUGUUUAUAUACCUGUUAUAGGUAGAAGAGGUGUUAUGGCAUUUGGAGGAUUUUCAACAAUGGCAGUUUUAUUUGGUUAUACAGCCGUAAGAACAAGAGCUCAAAACGUGGGAUUGUCUUCAGCAGUCUACAUCUGUCUUUACAUUUAUUAUGGUGUGAUUUACAGGUAUGUUAUUCCAUUAUUAUCUUGAGUGUGUUUUCAAUGGAUCUCAACUUGUUAAAGAUCUGUUGUUAAAUCAUGGUGGUUUUAAUAUUUUGUUUUAAUACUAACUUGACUUUUUAGUUAUACACCAGAAGUUAUGCCUUCAUCUGGUAGAGCAACAGGAAAUAGUAUGUGUUUGCUUGCUACGAGAAUUUGUACGUUAAUUGUACCCGUGAUCGCGUAUUACUCAGAUACAUCUUCACAAGUUCCCAUAUAUAUUUGCGCUUCUUUUGUUGCUGUAAUUGCAUUAGUGGCAUUGGUUCUUCCUUAUGAACCGAAUAAGCAGAGAGUGGUGUGAGUAAUUGUAUCAUAUUUGACAUUUGUAUGUACCUUAUUUAUAUUUAAUAAAAGCUAAUAGAGUUGGACUUUUUGUAUAAAAUCUUACAACUGAGUCGAGGUAUCAAGCUUGAUUUAGCUCAUCAUAAUACUUGA
Insectozyma verbasci is the source of this 1805-nucleotide messenger RNA. The record is from the annotation of a GenBank genome assembly. Lineage: Eukaryota; Fungi; Ascomycota; Pichiomycetes; Serinales; Debaryomycetaceae.